UUAAAUGCUCACAAGCUUUUCAAAAUAAACAAAAAAUGUUUAUUAUUGUUUUUACUUAUGCUACUUUAAAGUUUGCGCGGUUAGUCAGAAUAUGAUUGGACUAAACCGUUUAACAACAUACCCACAAAAAUAUAACAACUUUUAUUUAAACCGUGUUAAUACUAAUCCCAGCUCAUCCGUCAAUAAUUCGCCAUCUGAUGACGAAGAUGAUGCCAAUGAGCCGGUGAAGGCUGUGCAUAUGGAUCAGAGUGACUAUUCUAUUAAACAUUUUCUAAAUAGUUUCAAUUUAGAUAAUCGUAAGCCUUCAAGCAUGAACGUGUUUUGUUGUGGUGACAAUGAGAAUAUUGCCGCAGCCAAGAAGUUGCUCCCAAUUCGUAAUGGGCCAGGACAAGUUGUGCAGGUGGUGACGUCCGAGAAGGGUACGAAAGUUACAACGGAGAUCCAGCGCGCUGGCAGUGGUUGGGAUGAGUCCGACGCCAAAAAGAAAAAGACAGAUGCUGUGAAUGUUUAAAGUCAUUGGUGUAGUGUUCCUGAUAGCGUUUAGAAAACAUGUGAAGGAUGUUGCAACCAAAUAAUGGUUGUAAAAGGGAUGUUGUAAAUGGAGAGUGCUUGCUGAAAGUGAAAAAAUAUUCAAAUAAUUUAUACUUGCUUACGCUUAACUGAAAUGAAAAUUCUAAUAUAAUAUAUGUAUGUGUGAUGUUUGUCAAUAAUUUUCAAUUUCAUGCAGUUUGGUGUGGUGGAACUUAUAAACUAUAAUAUUAGAUUAACGCAGAAAGCUGUUUUAGCACUUCAUGAAUUUCAAAACGCUUAUUUUCUUAGGCAUAAAAUAGUCUAUCUGUAAAUGCACAGCAUAUCACAAUUCCGAAUUUUUCUCGUUUAAUUCACCAAAGUAAUGUAUUUAUGUAUAGACGAGAACGGUUGCGUAACUUUUUAUAAAAUAAUUUUGGAUAUAAUUAGAU
Bactrocera latifrons is the source of this 959-nucleotide messenger RNA. RefSeq lists its product as uncharacterized. Bases 92 to 511 code for a protein of 139 amino acids. The transcript has 2 exons. The record is from RefSeq and is a predicted model, not a curated record. NCBI's taxonomy places the organism in Eukaryota, Metazoa, Arthropoda, Insecta, Diptera, Tephritidae.